This is a messenger RNA of Micropterus dolomieu (smallmouth bass), 728 nucleotides long. It is a transcript of the gene pfdn4, whose product is annotated as prefoldin subunit 4. The transcript is spliced from 4 exons. Lineage: Eukaryota; Metazoa; Chordata; Actinopteri; Centrarchiformes; Centrarchidae. Bases 78 to 485 code for a protein of 135 amino acids. The record is from RefSeq and is a predicted model, not a curated record. Gene Ontology annotation, biological process: protein folding. Gene Ontology annotation, cellular component: prefoldin complex; cytoplasm.
UCGGGUCCCGCUAGAUGGCGGUAUAGCUGCAGCAUCAUGUUGAGUCCCACUGUCUUUGUGCAGUCGAGGAAGCCAAGAUGGCAGCCACCAUGAAGGGAACUGUAGCGGUUGAAGAUGUUAAUGUCACUUUUGAAGACCAGCAGAAGAUCAAUAAAUUCGCCAGGAACACGAGUCGGAUGACUGAGCUGAAAAAUGAAAUAGAGGCAAAGAAAAAAUUGCUGCAGAAUUUACAGGAUGCCAGUGAUGACUUAAUGAUGUUAGACGACGACACUCUACUGAUCCCUUAUCAAAUUGGCGAUGUCUUUGUCAGUCACUCCCAGGAGGAAACACAAGAGAUGCUGGAGGCUGCAAAGGAAGCACUGGAGCAGGAGGUCACAGGCCUAGAGGAACGAGUGUCAGCAAUACAGCAAUUGUUGAGUGAUCUGAAGGUCCAGCUCUAUGCCAAGUUUGGUAACAACAUUAACCUGGAGGCAGAUGAAAGCUGAGCGGUGAAAUGGACAUUGACAGCUGCCCCAACGUGGACUUUUUCAUGCAGCUCUCGUAUCAGAUCCACAGUGCAUUUGUCAAACAAAGCAUCAAAUACGACUCGGCAUGAACUGCUUAGAUUUGUUUUGGCUUUUGUCUACACACAUGACAUGAGUCUUCGUUUUAGCUUUGGCAAACAGUUUCACAAGGACAACAAAGGUAAAGGUUUGGAGAUUAAAUAAAUGCACAUAAUGUCUGACGUA